Messenger RNA from Mesocestoides corti, 1023 nucleotides. NCBI's taxonomy places the organism in Eukaryota, Metazoa, Platyhelminthes, Cestoda, Cyclophyllidea, Mesocestoididae. The record is from the annotation of a GenBank genome assembly.
AUGUCAGUAAAGUGCGAUGUUAAUGGGAAACCCUGCAACCCAACCCUCAAACCCUAUCCAGGCUUCAACCCGGCCUCUGAUGUUGAACUUCUCAAAAAAGCUAUGGAUGGAUUGGGCACGGAUGAAGCCAUGAUAAUCGAGGUUCUUGGAAACCGAACUAGCAAUCAGCGGAUUCAAAUCGCUGAAGCUUACAAAGCAUCGUACGGUGAGGACCUGAGGGAAAGACUGCAAGGGGAGCUGAGUGGUGACUUCGGCGAGUUGGUUGAUCUGAUGUUCUUCACGAUUCCACAACUGAAGGCCUACAUCUGCUAUAAGGCCAUUAAGGGAGCUGGGACUGAUGAACUGGCCCUCAUCGAAGUCAUCUGCACUUCGACUAACGCCGAAAUUCAGGAACUCAAAAGCGAAUACGCAAGAAGCACAGAGAAUAGUUUGGAGGAGGACGUAGCCGGAGACACAAGCGGCUACUUCAAGCGCAUCCUAAUUGCGCUGCUGGCAGCUCAGCGUCCUGAACCAACUGAGCAGCAGUUGCGCGACAUCAUGAACAAAGGCAUUGAAGGGCUUGUCGACCGAAGAGCAGCUGAAGCUGAUGCACAGAAACUCUACGAUGCUGGUGAAAAAAAACUCGGAACUGACGAGGAAACUUUCAUCAACAUUUUGUGCACAAGAAGCGCAUGGCAAAUCCAGGCAAUAAAUAAAGCCUACGAAAAGAUUAGCAAAAAGCGACUCAUCGAGGCAAUAGCGAGCGAGACUUCUGGAGAUUUCAAACGGGCUCUCACAACUACUCUGCUUGCCAACAUUAACCCAGCAAUGGCGUUUGCGGAGCACCUGAGAAAAGCCAUUAGAGGUGCAGGAACCAACGACGACGAACUCAUGCGCAUUAUUGUGUGGCGGUCUGAGAUUGACAUGAAAGAGAUCAAGAACUGCUAUCUCACGAGGUACAACAAGGACCUGGUCGAGGACGUGAAAAACGACACGUCUGGUGACUACGAGAAACUUCUUGUUCGUCUUCUUGGAGGCCACUAA